AUGACAGACAACAUCAACAAGACAAAAGGACAGACAACAUCAACAACACAAAAGGACAGACAUCAACACCACAAAAGGACAGACACCAUCAACAAGACAAAGGACAGACAACAUCAACAAGACAAAAGGACAGACAACAUCAACAAGACAAAACAACAGGCAACAUCAACAGGACAAAAGGACAGACAACAUCAACAAGACAAAGGGACAGACAACAUCAACAAGACAGAAGGACAGGCAACAUCAACAAGACAGAAGACAGACAACAUCAACAACACAAAAGGACAGACAACAUCAACAAGACAGAAGGACAGGCAACAUCAACAAGACAAAAGGACAGACAACAUCAACAACACAAAAGGACAGACAACAUCAACAACACAAAAGGACAGGCAGCAUCAACAACACAAACGGACAGACAACAUCAACAAGACAGAAGGACAGACAACAUCAACAAGUCAAAAGGACAGACAACAUCAACAAGACAAAAGGACAGACAACAUCAACAAGACAAAAGGACAGGCAGCAUCAACAAGACAGAAGGACAGGCAACAUCAACAACACAAAAGGACAGACAACAUCAACAAGACAAAAGGACAGGCAACAUCAACAACACAAAAGGACAAACAACAUCAACAACACAAAAGGACAGGCAGCAUCAACAAGACAAAAGGACAGGACAGACAACAUCAACAACACAAAAGGACAGACAACAUCAACAAGACAGAAGGACAGGCAACAUCAACAAGACAAAAGGACAGACAACAUCAACAACACAAAAGGACAGACAACAUCAACAACACAAAAGGACAGGCAGCAUCAACAACACAAACGGACAGACAACAUCAACAAGACAGAAGGACAGACAACAUCAACAAGUCAAAAGGACAGACAACAUCAACAAGACAAAAGGACAGACAACAUCAACAAGACAAAAGGACAGGCAGCAUCAACAAGACAGAAGGACAGGCAACAUCAACAACACAAAAGGACAGACAACAUCAACAACACAAAAGGACAGACAAUAUCAACAAGACAGAAGGACAGACAUCAUCAACAACACAAAAGGACAGACAACAUCAACAACACAGAAGGACAGACAACAUCAACAAGACAAAAGGACAGACAACAUCAACAAGUCAAAAGGACAGACAACAUCAACAAGACAAAAGGACAGGCAACAUCGACAAGACAAAAGGACAGACAACAUCAACAAGUCAAAAGGACAGACAACAUCAACAAGACAGAAGGACAGACAACAUCAACAAGUCAAAAGGACAGACAACAUCAACAAGACAAAAGGACAGACAACAUCAACGAGACAAAGGGACAGACAACAUCAACAAGACAAAAGGACAGACAACAUCAACAAGACAAAAGGACAGACAACAUCAACGAGACAAAGGGACAAAAACAAAACAUGAAGAGUCGGCACCAAAAAGACAGUAA
Pecten maximus is the source of this 1449-nucleotide messenger RNA. RefSeq names its product putative mediator of RNA polymerase II transcription subunit 26. The record is from RefSeq and is a predicted model, not a curated record. The transcript is spliced from 3 exons. NCBI's taxonomy places the organism in Eukaryota, Metazoa, Mollusca, Bivalvia, Pectinida, Pectinidae. Bases 1 to 1449 code for a protein of 482 amino acids.